AUGAAAUUAGUCAAGGAGUUUUCUAAGCUAAUGCAGGGUGAGUUUGAUAUGAGUCUCAUGGGAGAAUUGAACUACUUUCUCGAUCUUCAAAUCAAGAAACUCAAUGAAGGUACGUUUAUAUGUCAAAUAAAAUAUUGCAACGAAAUUCUAAAGAAAUUUGGUAUGGAAGAUGAAAAAUCAAUUGACACUCAAAUGCCCACAAAUGGAAACUUGGAAAAAGAUGAAAAUGGUAAGGAUGUUGAUGUCAAGAAGUAUAGAGAUAUGAUUGGAUCUCUUUUAUAUCUUACUGUAUCUAGGUCGGACAUUAUGUUUAGCGUAUGUAUGUGCACUCAUUACCAAUCGAAUCCUAAGGAAUCACUUUUAAAGCCGUAA
Messenger RNA from Lathyrus oleraceus (garden pea), 372 nucleotides. RefSeq lists its product as uncharacterized. The record is from RefSeq and is a predicted model, not a curated record. Lineage: Eukaryota; Viridiplantae; Streptophyta; Magnoliopsida; Fabales; Fabaceae. The transcript has a single exon. The coding region runs from base 1 to 372 and encodes 123 amino acids.